UGUGGUGUUUGAAUGGACUAAUGAUACCUUUGUACUGGUUGAAUGCUUGAUUUCAAAUUCUAAAUACAAUACAUUCGUUGGUGCCUGUGUCUUCUUAAUUCAAUUGCGUUAAUCCUGGAAUUCCUAAUUCAUACGAUAAUUCGAAUACUAUAUUGGCGUCGUGAUGGAACCUGCAAUGGAAAAGUUGGAUAUUCAUUCAACUCCUGAAGCUAUUGAGGAUUAUUUGGAAAGGUUCGAAAUUUGGAGCAUGACCAAGAAAGACGUUAAAGGUGAAAAAAUUGUGGCACAUUUUCUGACAUUCAUUGGGAGAGAAGCGUACAGCUUAUUAAAAACUUUGGCAUAUCCAGAAAAACCUAUCUCACUCCCUUAUGCAACUCUUAAAGAGCUAUUGUUAAGUCAUGUAAAAUGCACCAGUUUUGAAUGCCGUGAAAGGGCGAAGUUUCAUAAGAUGGUUCGUCAAAAUGACCAAAAGGUUCGGGAAUUCAUCCUUGAAUUACAGAAACAAGCUGCCAAGUGUAAUUUCGGUGAUCAACUUCAUGUGCAACUGAGAGAUCGAUUAAUUGCAGGAAUUAACAUACCGAGUUUGGAAAGAGAGCUGUUAAGAAUGCCAAACUGUUCCUUUCAAGAUGCUAGAACUGCAUGUAUUAACUACGAAGCAGUCAAUGAACUUGAUAUCCAGUCGAUGAAGAUUUCUAAUACUUUGCUUAGUCGUCGUGAUGAACUACAAUCUCAGGGUCAAUCAAACUUGCGUUCAUUUAACAGUGAUUCCUAUUCUCGUGUAAAUAUGAAAGGUGUUUCAACGAGGAAUUACAAAGCAAAUCACAAAGGU
Messenger RNA from Schistosoma mattheei, 829 nucleotides. NCBI's taxonomy places the organism in Eukaryota, Metazoa, Platyhelminthes, Trematoda, Strigeidida, Schistosomatidae. The record is from the annotation of a GenBank genome assembly.